Messenger RNA from Durusdinium trenchii, 1365 nucleotides. The record is from the annotation of a GenBank genome assembly. NCBI's taxonomy places the organism in Eukaryota, Dinophyceae, Suessiales, Symbiodiniaceae.
AUGCUCCAAAGAAGGCCAGAUGCAUCUGCUCCGGACGCCCUCACAGCUGUUACAAAGUCACUGCAGAAGGUGGCUGUUUUCCUGUUGCUACUGGUCGCCUUGGUUUGCGGGCACAUUUUGCUCUUCCACUUGCGAUCCGUCCUGGUGCCAUUCGUUCUCAGCGCGCUAGUGAUUUGUGCAGUGGAGCCAACAGUGAAUGGCCUUUACAAUCUAUUUUCAGGAAGAACACCACCAUACAGGUGGUUUUGCUGCUGCUGCCAUCGAAGGCGGAGAAAGGAUGCCUACUUCGGUGAGGAGAGUGAAGAUCCUGAUCGAGAUGCCUUGGAGCCCUUGAGUGGUUCCAGUGAUGAGGAUCCUUUGUGUGAAGGUGCUGCACGCUGCGCAUCCGUGAGUAUAGCGAUUUGUUUGAUCCUCUUGGUUGUGACUUUAUUGGCUGGCUCAUUGUUGGCUGGCGCUUUGCACCUUCGCGAAAGUUGGUCCAGCUACUCCUCGGGGGCUGAAAAUCUGGUUGCCAUGCUGCAGAGCAUCACUAGGAGACUUUCCUUGCGCUUGCAACUGGGUCAACAGACCGAUUCACAUCUGAAUGGGUUCUAUUCAUAUUUGCUUGACAAGGGCCAGGCAUUGGUGUCCGCUGUGGUCGAGGAGAUCAUUUCGGAUGUCUCCUCGUGUGUGGUCUCUUUGGUCAUCAUCCUUUUGUAUGUGAUCUUCGGACUUCUAAAUCCACUGCCAAUUGGUGGGAAUGUGAGCAACCUUGUACGAAGCUAUCUCUGGAAGAAGACUCUUGUCUCGCUCUUCUACGGCUUCUCAGUCUCUGCCCUCUUUCUGUUGCUGAACAAUGAUUUGGCAAUCUUCUUUGGAAUUGUUUCAUUCUUCUUCAACUACGUCCCAGAAGUGGGCACAAUCAUUGCGAUCAUGAUUCCCAUGCCCAUCAUACUUCUUGAUGGCCGACUUCCAUCGCCUGCCAUGACGUUGUUGAAGGCAACUGUGGGACAGCUCGCCAUGAAGAUUGUCUUCAACAACAUCAUUGAGACAUCUCUCAUCCAGUCAGAUGCAGAGAUGAAGGUCCAUCCUGUCUGGGUCCUGCUGGCCAUCAAUUACUUUGGCUUCAUUUGGGGCCCCGUGGGCAUGAUCAUCAGCGUGCCCAUCUUGUCGGUUCUGAAAGGUGCGGCGGUCUCAGCGAUUGAGCUUGAUGCAGACAAGGACGAUGUCACCAAGGCGUGGGCAGAAUCCUUCUUGGCCUGCCUCGAAGGUCGACCUCAAAAAGCUAGAGAGAAAUUUGAACAAGCAAUUGGAUCCUUCAGCCUUCCGCAAAGCAUGGAAGAGGAAAAGCUGCGAAACUUUGGUGAAUCCGCCAGUGCAGCAUAG